Daldinia vernicosa is the source of this 334-nucleotide messenger RNA. RefSeq lists its product as uncharacterized. The record is from RefSeq and is a predicted model, not a curated record. Bases 72 to 272 code for a protein of 66 amino acids. The transcript has a single exon. Lineage: Eukaryota; Fungi; Ascomycota; Sordariomycetes; Xylariales; Hypoxylaceae.
UCUUGAUAACUUAAUUUCUUCAACGCAUUUCUCUUAGACAUAUUUUUUCUUCAACGUGCAAACUUACCAAUAUGUCGUGGAGAAAUCAAGGAAUUACUGGAUCCAACAACAUUCCUCUCGGCAAAAGUCGACGAUUUGGAGGCGAAUUAGACGAUGCGAUCGAGCCACGCGAAAAUGGAAGCGAUAGCUUCAGCCUUUCCAAUGGAGACCGCGACUUGAAGCGCGGUCGCAGCCCCGAGCCAAGUAGGCCAUCCACUAUAUGCUAUGUAUAGUAUUCAUUAUGAUGUAGAAGCUAAUCACGAAUCUUUUAGGAACCGAUGCCGAUGGCCCUCGA